ACACAAGCGGCACGCAUACGCGCGGCGAUCCUGAAGGGACCAUGUUGCUCUAGCCUCGGUUGUUGUCGCAACACCAAAGAAUAGCAAGACGGCAUUGCAUUGCUCUCUCGUUAGCGGCAACUAAAGUUAGGCCCCUUGCCGAGACCUUGGUGUAGGGAAACUCCACGAUGGCGUCCUCGGCGAUCCAUAUGUCUCAGCUUGGCGGGCGCGCCUUCAGCCACAGCAGCAGCGCAGAUAUAGAGGCCGAGUAUGACCGGCUACGCGACCUAGCGCGUGCGGAGGGCGAGAAGAAGAGAUCUUGCUUCGAUCGGGCCCACGAGGCAUAUGAGCGUGGCGAUGGCGCCAGGGCCAAGGAGCUCUCGGAGGAGGGCAAGCGGCACCAGAGGAAGCAGGCCGAGUACAACAAGCAGGCGUCCGAGCUCAUCUUCCGGGAGAACAACGCGCCCGGCCGCGUCGCCGACGACACCAUCGACCUGCACGGCCAGUUCGUCGAGGAGGCCGAGGAGAUCCUGGAGCAGCGCAUCCGCCACGCCCAGGCCACCGGCCAGCCUCACCUGCACGUCAUCGUCGGCAAGGGCAACCACUCGACCAACCACGUGCAGAAGCUCAAGCCCAGGGUCGAGCAGGUCUGCCGCGAGUUUGGGCUCGACUACGCCACCGAGGAGAACGAGGGCCGCAUCUAUGUCGACCUGACGGGCGGGAAGGUCAGCACGCCGCCGCCGUUGCCCGCUCAGCCCGGUCGGGGUUCUCAUCACGAAGGGUAUGGUGGUGGUGGUGUUGGUCAUGAUCGUCAUCAUCGUCAACAAAAACAGCAGCAACAUCAACAGCACUACGGUGAGAGCACCACUGGGUACCACCACCAGAGACCAACACAGCAGCACCAGCAACGGCCCCCUCAGCCAGAGCAGGAGCAGGAUGAUCUCCUUACAAGCUGCAUCAAGGGCUGUUGUCUGGUUAUGUAGAAAGAGGGAGCUACUGGAUCGGUGUAAAGGUCAGAGAUACGGGCGAGGUUGUGGUCGCUGCUAGCACCCCUACCUAGUGGUAACUUCAAGUGAGCGGUGAAGGUGGAGCGCCGGCAGCCUCCUCGGGACCGUCACCUUCUUCCUGCCUUU
Molecule: messenger RNA, 1112 nt
Organism: Thermothelomyces thermophilus ATCC 42464
Lineage: Eukaryota; Fungi; Ascomycota; Sordariomycetes; Sordariales; Chaetomiaceae
Exons: 3
Coding region: 168-962 (264 amino acids)
Source: RefSeq, a predicted model, not a curated record